AUGUCUCGUCUAGUGAACGGCGUCAAGUCGUUUUCGACGACUGCUUCCUCCCUUCUUGCCGAUGCGACCGCUCCCACUGCUCGCUCCUCCUUCCAGGUCUUCCGCGAUGUGCCCUCAAUCCGGGGCCUGCGGCGGCAAUUACUGCAAAAGGACAGAACUGUAGGCUUCGUGCCUACCAUGGGCGCCCUACAUGAGGGGCACCUGUCCUUAAUUCGACAAGCUGCCCGCGAGAACACCGACAUCUUCGUCAGCAUCUUCGUCAACCCCACACAAUUCGGCGUUACGGAGGAUCUGUCCAGCUAUCCCCGCACCUGGGAUUCUGACGUUGCGAAGCUGGAACAAUUGAACGAGGAAUUGUCUCGCUUGGGGGAAAGUAGUGCAAGCGCCGGGCGCAUUACUGCUAUUUUCGCCCCCACCUCGAAGGCCAUGUACCCCGGGUCGCCUCCGUCUUCAGAGGUGGACGGUGACGGCUCCUUUGUCACCAUUACCCCCCUGUCUGGAAAACUGGAAGGUGGUUCUCGUCCCGUGUUCUUCCGUGGCGUGGCGACUGUUUGCAUGAAGCUGUUCAACAUCACCACCCCCGACCGUGUCUACUUUGGCCAGAAGGACGUUCAACAAACCGUGGUCAUCAAGCGCAUGGUCGAAGACUUCCACGUUGGAAGUGAGGUUCGAAUUAUUGAAACCGCACGCGAGCAUGAUGGCCUGGCGCUAAGCUCGCGUAAUGUCUACCUGGGUGACCGCAGACGAGCCGUUGGCCUCACGAUCUACAAAGCGCUCAAGGCCGCAGAGGAUCAAUAUCUUGCUGGCAAGACCAGCCGUGCAGAUAUCCUUGGAUCUGCACAGAGCCUGGCGGAGACCGUCCUUGCUGAGCAGCAAGCCCUUUCGCCAUCGGAGCGCGCGAUCUACGAGGUCGACUACAUUUCUCUCGCGGAUCCUGAUACCCUUGACGAGGUCGACGUUGUCGAGCCGGCCAAAGGUGCCAUCCUGAGCACUGCAUUCAAGAUGGCACCGCUAGAAGAGUCUAACUCCGGCGAGAAUUGUGGCCUAGGCGAUGGCAAGGUCCCUGUGCGACUGAUUGACAACCUGAUUUUGCAUCCCCGUGCUUAG
Messenger RNA from Penicillium salamii, 1107 nucleotides. Lineage: Eukaryota; Fungi; Ascomycota; Eurotiomycetes; Eurotiales; Aspergillaceae. The record is from the annotation of a GenBank genome assembly.